UCAAAUGAGGCCUAAGUCAAAUUCCUUCUCAAUCCCCUUCAAACCUCUCCAAUCCCCUUGGGAAAGGGAUUAAACGAACAGGCCGGACAGUCCCACUCGCACCGUGAACUGGAACACCCUCACACGAGCCUUCGUACGCCUCGGCUCUCCCCGCGCCGCGCUCUACGUGGCGAUCCACACGUUCCGCCACGGCGCGCAGCCCAAUGGCUACACCUUCUUGCUCGCACUCAAGGCGGCAGCCCAGGCUCAGGCCGCGCCCCCCACCUCCAGCUUGCGCUGCCAGCUCCACGCUGCCGCCUCCAAGCGCGGCCUCGCGCGUCACCCUUCACCGAGAGCGCUCUCACUCAUCAGCUGCUACGCCAAGGCUGGCGACCUGGAUGCCGCCCGCAGGGUGUUCGACGAAAAUCCGCACCGGGGACUCGGUUCGUGGAACGCCAUCAUAAGCGGCCUCUCUCAACCUGGGAAAUCCAGCGAGCCGUGAAAUUGUUUGUCAAGCUGCGGAGGUGUGGCGUGGUACCAGAUGAUUUGACCAUGGUGAGUUUCAUGUGGUCUUGCUGCGCCGUUGGAGAUAUUCGCUUGGUAGAGCAGCUGCACAAGUGCAUGUUACAAUGCAAGCGGUCAGGCCGGUUUGACGUGACUCUCUCCAACGCGUUGGUCGAUAUUAUGCCAAGUGCGGCCGCACAGACCUUGCAGGGAGGGUGUUCACGAGAAUGCCUCUCAAAUAUGUGUCGUCAUGGACAACCAUGAUUACAGGACUUGCAACACAUGGUGAGGAGCAGCGUGCACUAAGCAUGUUUGAUGAAAUGAGGAAUGAAGGGGUGCCGCCAAACAGGGUGACGAUGUUGGCAGUGCUCUCUGCUUGCUCACACAGAGGGCCGGUAGAUGCUGGGAUGGGCUUGCUGAAGCAAAUGGGAGAUGGAGAGAUUAAGGUAGCACCAACCGUUGAACACUACCGGUGUGUGGUUGAUAUGCUUGGUAGAGUUGGUUUGGUGGAUGAGUCGCGUGCCUUGGCGGAGCACAGAAUGCCGAUGAAGGCAAAUGUGGUGAUAUGGGGAUUGGGGAACAUUGCUUGGUGCAUGCGAGAAGCACUGCAAUGUGAAUGUUGGGAAGUUGGCAGCCGAGCAACUACUAGCGGCUGAGCCAUGGAAUGACGGGGUUUAUGUAGUGCUGUCCAACAUAUACGCUGCUGCUGGCAUGUGGGGUGAGCUAGAGAUGGUGAGGAAGAUGAUGUCGGAGAGGAAAGUUACGAAGUUCCCAGGCUGCAGCCUACAGCUCUGUAAAAUGGCCGCCGUUGAACUACUAAAGGUCUGUUCUUUGCUUCACUGAUACUUGUUCAAUACCUAGUUCUCCAAUCUCGUUAUCAAAAUCAUGAUGGAAACUCAUUUGCAGAUACGGUCGUUGUUGUAGUUUGUUGAUCACUAUUUUGAUCGCUUUGGUUUUUUUUCCUUUCCCUCGCUUAGGUAUAAGUUUGGUCUUUUAUGACUUUGCUCUUUGCCGGCGUGUUUCUUUGGCGAGGUCGCCAAAGAAACACUGUUUUGAUCUGCUCCAGUUAGAUUUCUCUGACUUUUAUCCAAUGCUAGAGGUGUGUUUUCUAGUGAUUACAUGGGUACUGAGCGAGAUCUUAAAUCUUUGUAGUAGAUCUCCAUUAAAACUGACGCCCACUUCUGCCUUAAAGAACCAUACUCCAAAUCAGUCUUAAAGUAGGCUUACCUAAUGAUUUGGACAACCGUAUUGUAUCCCAAAUAACUAACCCAUGUGACUGCAAAUUUUUAGUCUUACUAAUUCUGCCUUCUCCUUUCAGUCCACUGCAUUUGGUAGAAUACGCAGAUUCCCACGAAUCUUUGGAGAGAAAAGAAAAGAUUCCCACGCAAUUGCUUUGUUAUUGCAAUAACUAUAGCACUUAGCACUAUUCUUAAUGCACAAAAUACACAUCCUGGUGACACUUGGCGAUAACUGCAGUUGUCAGCUAAAAUCUUAUCCUAGUGAUAGGCUAGCAAACAACUUACAGGUCUUGGGUAGCUCGAAAACCGUGCUGCUUUUGUCAUAGCAUGGUGACAGCAAGUACACAAAACACUCACGGGUGCAUCAUAUAUGCAUAUAACAUGGGUUCUCAGCCAGAGACAUAUUUUUACUAGAAUCCUCCAACCCCCCCUUCAGUUGCAUCACCAUGCUAAAAGGAAGCAUAGCCAAAAGCUUCUAGGAACACAAAUCCAGAACCUGGAGCAACAGGAAUGGGCUCCUUUGCUAAUGGCCAGAAUGGCUCGGAGCUUGGCAUCCAGAUGCCGGCCAUGGGGAGCAGCGCGGUGCCGGAGCCUCCCACAACAUCUGUAGCACCAAGAUGUCCACGGCUGGACAUGGCCAUGGUGGCAACCAGAGCUGCAGCCCUGGUGAUGGCGCUGCUCUCAAUGUCGCUCAUGGUCUCCGCCAAGCAACGGGGUAGUCUCAUCAUCUUUGGCAUCGAGAUUCCUUAUGCCAAAUGGUCCCUCUCUGAUUCGCUGAAAUCCUUGGUUGGGAUAUCUGCGGCAGCAGCUGCCUACUCCCUAGCACAACUCCUGUCGAUUGCAUACAAGGCCUUGAAGAAAGUUCCUGUGGUUUCAUCCAGGCGCUAUGCCUGGAUGCUGUUAGCUGGUGAUCAGGUCUUUGCGUACGCGAUGCUGAGCGCGGGGUCAGCGGCGGCGGCCGUCGCAAAUUUGAACCGCACCGGCAUCCGGCACACGGCGCUUCCCAACUUCUGCAAGCCCUUGCCACGUUUCUGCGACCUAUCAGCAGCCUCCAUCGCGUGCGCCUUUCUCAGCUGCGCCUUCCUUGCGGCAUCCGCCGUAAUCGAUGUGAUCUGGCUGUCAAAUCUGUGAGAAUAUGAGAUAGUACUAGAUGGUGGCAAACUAGUACACUCCUUCGCAGGGAGUUCAAAACUUUCCAGGGUGCUGCGCCUUUAGGACGAUGCGCCGAACCUGAACCUGUAAAGUGUCCUGAAGUCAUGUGAGUUCGCUGCUUGUGCAAAGUGGAGCCCCCUCGGUGCAAUGGAUGGCAUCACCUGGGAUGUUGAUUUGCAGUGUU
Molecule: messenger RNA, 3057 nt
Organism: Aegilops tauschii subsp. strangulata
Lineage: Eukaryota; Viridiplantae; Streptophyta; Magnoliopsida; Poales; Poaceae
Source: RefSeq, a predicted model, not a curated record